Priapulus caudatus is the source of this 2026-nucleotide messenger RNA. Its product is annotated as neuroendocrine convertase 1-like. The coding region runs from base 83 to 2026 and encodes 647 amino acids. Lineage: Eukaryota; Metazoa; Priapulida; Priapulimorpha; Priapulimorphida; Priapulidae. Gene Ontology annotation, biological process: protein processing. Gene Ontology annotation, molecular function: serine-type endopeptidase activity. Gene Ontology annotation, cellular component: Golgi membrane; trans-Golgi network. The transcript is spliced from 16 exons. The record is from RefSeq and is a predicted model, not a curated record.
CUUGGCGGUGCUCGUGCAAAGUGCUGUAGCGGAACAGCACUAUACCAAUGAAUGGGUUGUGCACGUUGAAGGUGGUGAGGAAAUGGCGGGCAUAGUUGCCCAAGAGUUUGGUUACGUGAACAAGGGAAAAUUGCGAGGUUUCGAUGACCGCUACGUGUUUUCACACCCGGACGCACCCGACAGGUCUAAGCGAACACACAUCGCUCUCACGCGACGUCUCAUACGAGACAACAGGGUCACGUGGGUGGAACAACAGAUGAGCAAGAUCAGGCAGAAGCGCGGCGGGCACGUGACGACAGAGAAGCGGAAACCUAAAGGGGGCUUCCGUGAUCCGUUGUGGAGUCACCAAUGGUACCUACAAGACACAAGAACGACGCUCGAUCUGCCCAAGCUCGAUCUUCAUGUGAUGCCAGUGUGGGAGAAGUACACGGGCCACGGAGUCGUUGUUACAGUUCUGGACGACGGUGUACAUAAUAGAGAACCCCCUAUAGAGGUUCCCUAUUAUCUACUCCUGAUGGUAUCUAUGGCUGUGCUGGUUUCACAUGGAACACGAUGUGCCGGAGAGAUAGCUAUGGUCGCCAAUAACAACAAGUGCGGCGUCGGAGUAGCUUACAACGCGCGCAUAGGAGGUAUUCGGAUGUUGGAUGGAUCUGUGACCGAUCGCAUUGAAGCUGAAGCAUUAGUGUUCAAUCUGUCGCAUGUCGACAUCUACAGCGCCUCCUGGGGGCCAAGUGACGACGGGCGCACUGUAGAUGGACCAGGGCGGCUCGCUAGUGAAGCGUUCGAAAUAGGCAUUACAAAGGGUCGUGCUGGCAAAGGUGUAAUAUACUCGUGGGCUUCGGGAAAUGGAGGCAGUUUUCAGGAUGACUGUGACUGCGAUGGUUAUACGAACAGCAUCUACACUAUAUCAGUGAGCAGCGCCUCCGAGCAUGGUAAAUCACCUUGGUACGCAGAGAGGUGCGCAUCCACGAUGGCUUCCACCUACUCCAGUGGCGCAUACACCGACCAGAAGAUCGUCAGCACUGAUCUUCAUAACAAGUGCACGACUGAGCACACAGGAACGUCCGCCUCGGCACCACUGGCUGCCGGCAUCUUUGCCCUUGCCCUCGAAGCAAACCCGAAUCUGACAUGGCGAGACAUGCAGCAUUUGGUUGUGUGGACCUCCGAGUACGCUCCUCUGUCUGACAACCCAGGCUGGCAGACGAACAACAUCGGACUGAAGGUGAACACGAGAUUCGGAUUCGGUCUGAUGAACGCCGCCGCGCUGGUAGAGAUGGCUAACCCACAGACGUGGAAAACUGUUCCCGAGAAGAAAAUCUGCACGGUGUCGGCGGCCAAAGAGAGUCUCCCCAAAUUCAUUUAUCCAGAAAGCCAAAUAGAAGUCGUAAUCGGCGCAGACGGUUGUCAAGGAACUGAUAUGGAAAUCAAUUACAUCGAACAUAUUCAGCUUUACAUAACUCUCGAUUACACAUAUCGUGGCGCCCUCUCUAUUUAUUUGAUAUCACCAUACGGUAUGUCAACAUGUCUUUUGGCUUCCCGUGCCGAGGACCAUUCGAAGGAUGGCUUCAAGAAUUGGGCUUUCAUGUCCGUUCACAACUGGGGAGAGAAUCCAAAAGGGAACUGGAGGCUAUCAAUUAACGGCAGCGGCGACAAUAAAGGUUUUCUGGGAGACUAUACGUUGGUUAUUCACGGCACCAAGGAGCAACCUAAUCAUAUGAAAAAAGGAAAGCGCGUUUACAACGAAAACUACAACCAAGUGAAGGACGGUCGGUCGUACGCAGUUGACUAUGUAUUGAUUACGGACGGAGAUGGCGAUACGGACCCGCAGAGGAGCCUGGAUAAUUUGGACGAAGAAUGGCCGUACGUGCUCCGAGAACUAGCAGAGAAGGAAGGACUAGAGCGGGAGAUGAGUGGCGCGACUGUCCCCAGGACGUUAGACACAUCCUGUGGGCGUCUGAGUCGGGAGGGUGCGUCAGGAGCCGCGACUCGAUUGGAAAUCAGCUCUACAGAUACCCUAUCUAACUGA